UCUCAGUUCUGAAUGUACAGGAGUGAGUGAGAAGAAGAGAAUAACCCAACAGCAGUGGAAACUAGAAAGAAAUUAGAAUGGCCACCUUAGACGAACGCCCAUCUGCGAAAAGGUGGCUUCCUCUUGAAGCUAACCCAGACGUCAUGAACCAGUUUCUUUGGGGUCUUGGCCUUCCAGUGGAGGAGGCAGAGUGCUGUGAUGUUUUUGGCUUGGAUGAAGAGCUUCUGGAAAUGGUUCCGAAGCCAGUUCUUGCUGUGCUUUUUCUUUAUCCUAUUACCGCAAAGACGGAAGAAGAAAGGUUGCAACAGGAAAAUGAAAAAAAGGAUUAUAGCAAUAAAGUGUACUUUAUGAAGCAAACCGUGGGUAAUGCUUGUGGUACGAUAGGUCUGCUUCAUGCACUUGGGAACAUAACUUCCGAAGUCAAGCUUGUUGAGGGGUCCUUUUUUGACAAGUUCUUUAAAUCUACUGCCAGCAUGGAUCCAUUGCAGCGGGCUGUCUUUCUCGAGAAUGACAGGGACAUGGAAGUUGCUCAUUCAGUAGCAGCCACUGCUGGCGACACAGUGGCAUCAGAUAAUGUUGACACUCAUUUCAUCUGCUUUGCCUGUGUGGAUGGUCAACUGUAUGAGCUUGAUGGAAGAAAGUCAGGACCAAUAUCUCAUGGUGUAUCAUCACAAAGUACUUUGUUGAGGGAUGCAGCUAAAGUGAUCCAGAGCAUGAUCCAGAAAAAUCCAGAUUCUCUCAACUUCAAUGUCAUUGCAAUAUCAAAGAAAUCCGGAGAUGGACAUUAAGGUAGUUAGUUUGGGUGAAGCAGCUCUUGAUGUUAUCUGCUUUAUAAUCUCCAGUCAUCUGCAGCUUUAUUCACUUUGUCUGUAUUUAUGUUUUUUCAUUUUCAUUCGGCGACCUAUCAAAUUGAGCAUCUUUGUUUCAAGUAGAUGCAUUGUGAGUGAUUUGAUCUUAAAAAACAAACUUUGACCUUAAAGCUGUGUUUUACCGUCGUUUCGAUUGUUGUUCGGGCCAUAAAAAAGAAUUGGUCGAUCUA
Molecule: messenger RNA, 1039 nt
Organism: Vigna unguiculata (cowpea)
Lineage: Eukaryota; Viridiplantae; Streptophyta; Magnoliopsida; Fabales; Fabaceae
Product: ubiquitin carboxyl-terminal hydrolase 3-like
Biological process (GO): protein deubiquitination; ubiquitin-dependent protein catabolic process
Cellular component (GO): cytoplasm
Molecular function (GO): cysteine-type deubiquitinase activity
Source: RefSeq, a predicted model, not a curated record